Arvicola amphibius (Eurasian water vole) is the source of this 1397-nucleotide messenger RNA. Its product is annotated as zinc finger protein 120-like. The coding region runs from base 360 to 767 and encodes 135 amino acids. The record is from RefSeq and is a predicted model, not a curated record. Gene Ontology annotation, biological process: regulation of DNA-templated transcription. Lineage: Eukaryota; Metazoa; Chordata; Mammalia; Rodentia; Cricetidae. The transcript is spliced from 4 exons.
GGGAAAUUGUACGGUAGGGUCUUUGGCAGAGGACUGGCAUCAGAUCCUGAGAACCCACAUUUUUCUACAGUUGGGGCUGCGGUUAUCCAUCCCAAGGCCGCUGUGGAUUUUGUUUAUAAUGGCCUUGAGUUACCCUGUGUUCCUCUUGUGCAAAAUUGUCUGAGUAGCCUCCUUCUGAAUUUGUAAAACUGAACCCAUUGGUGUUGAAUUUGGCACAAAUCUCCAGCCAACCUGGAUAGGUCUGUCCUAAGAUUGGAAGCCAGGGCUAGGAACUACUGUGCAUUGUGCCUUAAGCUCACCGGUCCUGUCAUUCAGGCCUCACUCUCCAAUCAGAGCCUCUUGCGGACCCAGUCAGCUAAAUGGGAGGGUACUUCUGGGAGCCAGGCUUCUGGCUCAGCUUGUUUCCUGUGGAAGUCGGAAGUUGUCCUGUGUGUUGUGCCUUGGGCUCCAACGUGGGGAGAAAGCGGGUUAGCUUGGCAACUGCACCAUGUAGUGAAGAGGACUUGGAGCAGUUGAAAACAAUCAUCCCAAGUUGGUUGCACCACACUAUCAAGUCGAUAAUUGAAUACCUACUCCUUCCUCUGCUGUCCAGUGCUGGGAAGACAGUUCUGCAGCACCUUCCAGGCUGGGCCUUGACUGGCCAGAAGAGGGCACCAGAUCUCAUUACAGGUGGUUGUGAGCCACCAAGUGGUUGCUGGGAAUUGAACUCAGGACCUCUGGAAGAGCAGUCAGUGCUCUUACCCACUGAGCCAUCUCUCCAGCCCUAGAAGAGGAAAUCUUGUCCUUGGGAACAUAAACCUCAGACAAGUGGCUUCAUCUUAGGUAAGAACAGAAAGCUUGUCUCAUUAUCACUAUCAUGGCCCUUCCUCUCUCUGACCCUUUAUCUCAUCUAGUGACCAAAUAUGACUAACAGCUCUCUGCACCUGCUUUAUUCAUAAAGAGCAGAUCCCUCUGCCAAGAAUGAUUUUUGCGUUAUUUAAAAUACACAUUCAACAAAUAAGCUAUGUGGAGACUAGCCAUGGGAGGACCUACACGCUCCUAUGGAGCCUUCCUUUAUGUUCUAUGACACAGUUCUGGAUGUAACUGUGUCAUUAAUUUUUCUCCCCCUUUGUAGUGGUUUGAAAAGAGUCGUCCCCAAAGGGAGGCACUAUUAGGAAAUGUGGCUUUGUUGGUGUAGGUGUGACCUUGUGGGAGGAAGUAUGUUGCUGUGGAGGCAUGCUUUAAGGUCUAAUAUAUGCUUAAGACACCACCCAGUUUCUCAGAUCAAUUCCUGGUGUGAGAGGUCCUUCUAUCUAUGUGUAGCUUUUAUUGGUUAAUGAAUAAAGAAACUGGCUUAGCCUUUAGCAAGGUAGAACUUAGUUAGGCAGGGAAAACUAAACUAAAUGUUGGGGAAAAGG